UCAUUCAUGCUGAGGCGUUGCAGGGGAUCCAAGGCCGUCUUGAGGAUACCGCAGCUCUUAUUCAUCCACGGAAAAGAGUUGAAAUAACCCAGGAGUCGACAAUGGAGACCGUACGUUCAUGUUCCGCGAAGAGAACCGUGUGCCGGUCGGCCCGCGCUGACGGUUCUCCCUGUGCCCAAACGGCGGUAGCCCGGCGUCGCGAGCCCGCAGUGGUCGCUCAAAUCUCAGCCUGAGAAUCCCUCGCGUUGCCCGCCUCCGUAAGACGAGCACAUCCGGGAUGCUGAAGCUGUGACCUUCCCUCAGUCCCUCCGCCGGGGACCGGACCCGCAUUAGGAGCAUCCCCUGGAGCUGCAUGGACACGCAAAGGCAGCAUCCGCGGCCGUGACGCGCCGCCUGCCCGGGAUGCUAGCAAGGAGGAAGUGUCUCUGACAUGAAGACGAGGCUGGUGUGUCCUCUGGCUGCUGCGCUGACAUUGUCCCCUGCACGCUGACUCCACCGUGCCGACAUCGUCAUGUACGCGGCUGGCCGUGUGGAGCUCCAGCCCCGGGGAUGACACCCAGCCAAGUACCGGCGGGCCGGCGCGGGGCCACCUUCCCCGGGUUGUGACCGCACACUUGCUAGCAGCUAGGCGGCUAAUUGGAGCAGAUACACCGAGCCCGAUGUUGUCCCACAAGGUUCUAGUGGCCAUCCUCUUGUUGAACGUCUACGUGGGCGUGCAGUCCGUCUACUAUUUCUUCGGCGGCGUGCUCCUGGCGGUCGUCUUCGCCAUGGCGUUUUUAAAUGGACCGCGGCUGCUGGACUGGGCCAGUUCACCUCCCUAUCUUCAGUUCAACAAGUAUGUUCUGACCGGGUACCGGCCCGUUUCCUCCGUGCAGGACUGCAUCAGAAGCCUCUUCUACUUGCACAACGAGCUGGGGAACAUCUACACUCAUGGCAUCCCUUUGCUUUGCUUCCUGGUGCUGCUGCCACUCAACAUCCCCUGGUCCCAGAUCAGCGUGACGUGGCUGGGUGUGGUGCACUUCCUGGCUUGCCUGUCGCCCCAGCUGGGCUCGGUGCUCUACCACCUCUUCAUGAACCACGAGGGAGGCGAGCCGGUCUACCACACCCUCCUCAAACUGGACGUGUGCGGGAUAUGCAUGAUCAACACGCUGGGGGCGCUGCCGAUCCUCUACAGCACGCUGUUGUGCUACCCGCUGAUCCGCAUGGUGGCGCUGGCGGUCUACAUCCUGCUCUCCAGCCACGCCAUCUACUGCGCCGUCACGGCCCGCAGCAGCGUGCGGCGCCUGCGCUCCUUCGCCUGGCAGGCGCUCUUCCGCUUCUCCUUCUUCCUGAUGCGCUGGGUGGGUGUGGGCGGCGGCAGCCCCAACUCGCUGCGCCACUUCCUCACCAUGGACGCGCUGGCCGUGCUGGGCGGCAUCAUCAACAUCGCCCGCAUCCCCGAGCGCUUCCGCCCGGGCCUCUUUGACUACUGGUGCAACAGCCACCAGAUCAUGCAUGUGCUGGUGGUGGGCUCCAUCCUCUACCUGCACUGGGGGGUGCUGGACGACCUGCUGUGGAUCAACAGCUACAACUGUCCCUCGGACUGACCCCGCAGCAGAGAGGGGUGAGCUAGCAUGCAAAUCACGCCUCUCUCUGUGGAUGUUCUCACACGUAGAAGACACUGUAAACUUUUACUGCGGAAGUUAGUGUUAGUAGAUGGGGGGGUUCAGUGUUGUGACCUAUGCAGCGUGUCCAAAUCAUGCAUCAGCACACUCCCCCCAAAGCCGCUUCACUUUAUAGAACACGGCCACGUUUUGGAUUUGUAGUUCGAAGUCCGCAGAUGCACAUGAUUUCAAACAUUUUCAUAUUUUCUGUCCAUCACAGUACGCCAGAUUUCCACAAAGGGUCUAAAUGGCUGGUCGAUGCAAUUUGCUAACUUUCCCACUAGGCGGAGAAACUACAGUGGAACCUCGAAGCUCAAUCGCGCGGCUUCUGACCUCCCCUCACCAAUCACAAGAGGAGGCUGGGGAAUAUGAACGCUUUAGCCAAGAGGAGAAGGAGGCAAAUUCACCCUGGCCUGUAUACCACCGGGGGCUGGGCGAUAUGACUGAAAACUGUAUCACGAUAAGUGUUUUAUAUCGGUCGAUAUCGAUAAUUAUUUAUGUUUUAGCGAAAAUUAGGACCGGGAUAAAAAUAGAUAAAAUUCAACAUCUUUAUUUCAAAUGUAACUUUCCUCUGGUUAUAAUCCUCUCAGCUAUCAAGGCAGAAAGAAAAGGAAAAACACAAAAUUUACACACAUUUGUAAAAUCACGUUGAACACUUAACAAUAACGUCGUAAAAUUAAGGUGCAAAAAUAAGCAAUAUGUAAGAAAGUGCAACAAAAUACUGCAACGUGUGAAAAUGUAAACAUAGAGAAACAGUUAACCGAGGUGGCUCGGUUAGUAUAGCGGCCGUACCAGCAUAUUGAGGGUUCCAGGUUCAAUCCUAGUCACAGCUGUUGUGUCCUUGGGCAAGACACUUCACCCCGCUGCUCCCAGUGCCGCCCACACUGGUUUAAAUGUGACUUGGAUAAAGGGUUUCACUAUGUAAAGCGCCUUGAGUCACUAGAGAAAAGCGAUACAUAAAUACAUUUCACUUCAGAAACCCGAGAACUAUUUUUUGCAGGUUUAGUGCCAGGAAAUUACAGCUGUGCUCUAACCGGUCUUGUUUGAGACGAGCACCUUGCAUCAUUCACAGACCACAUUGGUCUGACUACGGUCCCUUUGGAAAAAAAACAACCAAAACUGCUAUGCUGUUGCGGUGACUUUUCCCCUUUUAUCCACAAUUUCUUCAUUUUUACUUUCACUUCCCACUCCAUGCAAAUAAUUAAGAGCGAGACAACAAGAUGGCGCAACCAAACGUGAUAGUUGACACUGUUACCUGAUUGACUGUUAGCGUGUCACUCCCACUGAUCAGUGAUCCCUUCCGCCGUUGCUCAGUUACCAGAGAGCGAGUGCCUUUGUCCAUGCAACCAACCUUGCUUUGCAACUUCCGCCUUUUUACGACAAAAAAAAAAAUGUAUAGAACGUUUUAUCCAACUCCUUUUUUAUUCAUAUCGAUUACGUCUAUCAUGGAAUAUAUUGAUAUUGUUUUAUCGCCCGGCCUUAAUGUAGUCCAAUUAACUUACUAUAGGGCCUCACUAGGAUCCAGUAUCUUUUUAAAAACCCCUGGAAUGAGAAAAAUAGGAUAUAUUAGCAUUCAAUGCUACCAUACAAGUGUAAAAAGAAGUGAAGCCGUUUUCAAAGAUUCUUACUGCUGUGAAUGUGAGUCCACUUAAGCCUGGAUUAUAGUCUGCAACGCUGUCUGGAUCCUGCCAUAGAUCUAAACUAUUUAUCUUAUAAGCUUCCUUUGUCAUGAGGGAACGGCUAAUCGACGCAUUAGAACAGUCGCUUUUAUUGCAAAUCUUGAUUCCAAAAGGCAUACGCAAAGUUGGGCGUGCACCGUCUGAACCAGCAAUAGUGUUAAAAAUCAGAACGAUCAGUCUUUUUACCACGUCGUUGUGAUAUCACGUUUGCUUUUGUUUGCUGGUCACGUCACGGAGAAGAGAGUUUUUGCCCCACUGAGAUUUGUUGUGGCUUAAAACUGCUACUUGGUGGAAUCCAGGUUACGGGUGUUCCGCUUUAGAGGUUCCACUGUACGCUGCGGUGAUGCAUUGUGGUGAUCUACCACCAUGCAUAUCCAAUGGAUUUGUAUGCAUCAUAUUUUAUUCAUGUUCUCGGGUCAUUGAAUGGAUUGCAACUGGACUGUUCAGUUUGCCUUGGAAGGCGUUCCACUUCUCAUCACCUCAUGCUUACAGAGUUGGACAGGACAGAUCUCGUCCUCGCGCUCGGUGCCGGAUCCAAAAGUAUUUACCGUAAUUUCCGGACUAUUGAGCGCACCAGUAUAAAAAGCCGCACCCACUGAAUUUUAGAAGAUUUUUUUUUUUUCCAGCCUAUAUGCCGAAGAUAUAUGUUUGUUUACAUACUUACUUGUUAUAAAACGGCACCUGUAACACGGCAGUAAAACGGCUGAUCAAACAAAACAGAAGUCAUCGUCAUGGACCCACUAGCUGCGGAAGCUAGCUCUCCAAUAAGCUGAACAGAUUCAAUUAGUCCACAGUUUUGGUGAAUUUACGAAACUGAAACAAUACAAAAAUAAUGCCAUUGUCAGUUAAUAACACUAACAAAUACACUCGUAAAUGUGUUAGCAUAUUAGCUCAUGCUAACGACGCUAGCAUUAUUACAUUACGAUAGCAUGUACAAAUAUGCAUGAAAACAGUCCAAAAGACAUCCCACAUGGGACGGUUUAGUAAACAAGGUUUGUUUUAGUUCUAUUGUAAAACUUACAAACGUUGCACAGACUGAUGAAUGAAGAGUAGGAAUGCUACAGACGGCUAGAAGACGGAACGGCUCUUCUACUUCCGGUUGAAAGCUCAGUCUAAACAGAUGGGCAAUGCUAAUACUUAUAUAGCCCUCAAAGGGCUGCGCAAACCACAACGAUCCCACAUCAGGGCAAGAAAAAACUAAACCCAAUGGGAACAACGAGAACCCUUGGAAGGGACCGCAGAUGUGGGGUGACCGGUGCAAUGGAUGCUGAGUGCAUAUGGUUAAUAAUGUGAGAGUUCAGUCCAAACGGAGGCCAGCAGGGGGAAAAUGGUGCCAUAGGAAAAACAAUAACUAUUCAGUGUCUAUGCUUGUUUUUUUUUUUUUUAACUAUUCGCAUUAUGGCAGUCAGCGAAGAAAAAUCCAUAAAUUAGCCGCACCGUAUUUUUAAGCUGCAGGGUUCAAAACGUAGGAAAAAAGUAGCGACAAGGACAAGACUGGUUUCGGUCGGAAUGCCCCCCCACAACCCAUACCCCUCCCCUUUAGACUUGAUCUGUCCUAUCCAACUAAGUCUGUGAGCAUGAAUUGAUGAAGCCUGCUUGGAGGAGAAGCAGAAUAUAUUCCAAGACAACCUGAACACUUCAGUUGCAAUCCAUUCAAUAACAACUUUAUGUUUUUGCUACCUUUACUGAACUUUCGGAAAUCUCCAGUGGGGUUGUGUAUCAUUCCUUCUUUAGCUUUUUCAAGACCAAAAGAAUGGUUAACGACCGUUUUUUUAAUUCAUAAUUUUUAAAAAAAAGUUGUAAAACAAAAAAAUUAAUGUUUAGUUAUUUUAUAUAUAUUAUUAAAAUAUAAGGACGAAAAAUAAGCGCCUAAACAUAUUUUUUGCUUUUUAAUACGUGGUUUUAAGUGGGCUUGAACUUGCAGGUAAACAAAGGUAGAAGAAGACAAAAGACUGUACUACGAUUUAAGUCUUUGUUUUUCCAUCUUAACCAGGCCAAACUUUGAAGAUACAGAAUAUGCGUUUUUAAAAAGCUGAAUAACUAUGUAUCCAAUCUGGUACUUUUUUUGGCAGUGACCGAAUCCCGCUGAUUCCCGUAACAUCCAAAGCGGCCAUGUUUCGGUACCUGGGUUGCGGAUGACGUCACGUCCGGUUGCAGACUUAAGAAGCAAUCACUUGUAAUUUUCUAUGCCAACAAAGCAAGCAUGCCUAAAAAAAGCACUUAAAAAUAAGGCUUCAAAUUUUAAAAUGUAUUAGCUGGUUCCCAAUUGACAUUGGAUAUGCCAUAUACAUGCUACUGAUUAACAUUUGCGGUUUUACAUGGCGAUUUCAAUAUCACCAAAUUUGGUAGCGAAAACUACAAAUAAGAUGCACAUUACAAUCAAACGGUCGGUGUAUAAUAAGUACAAUACUUACAGUAUAAGCACUUUAUGAAGGACUCAACAAAAUACAAGAAUGGCACAUUCAACUUGAUGGCAAAGACUACAUCCUGACUACAGUAACACACUAUACAUGGGUACCGAUUCUGGUACUUUUUUGGCACCGACUUAAUCGUGCCGGUUCUACCAGGCACCGAUUCAUGUAAAAUCCAACGGUGCCAUGUUUUGGUACUUGGGUCGCGCGUGACCUCACGCCUGGUUGCUGACUCAGCUGUUGUUUUUUUUGCACUUGGCGAUCACUCCAGCGGCACUGAGAGCGUACUCAGCUAAACUACCUCUGGUUAAUGUUGCAAUUUUCAAUGCUAAACAAGGCUCCACUUUUCCAAGAAUGCGCUAGCUUGAUGCUAAUGUACAUUGGCUUGGCUGAUGACAUGCUACUACUUAGCAUUAGUGAUUUUACAUUACAAUGUAAACACUUCCAAAUUUGUUAAUGAAAACUACAACUAAUAUGCACGUUGCAAUUACGUGCGUAACAAGUACAACACUUAAAGCAUUAACACUUUUUAGGGCGCAACAUAAACAAAACACCAUGAAUCUGCCAUCUUGCAUCUUGGACUUGCAACUGUUAUGCAACUUAAUAUAAUAUUUGCAAAUGAGACUCAGAAAUGUGUUAAUAAAACACGAUAUAACAACUGGACAGCAGUUCCAUUUUUAGAUGUUGCAAGAAACCUUUAGAUUUUAUCAUCAAAAAAAAGGUACAGAAAAUUGAUAUCGUUGAAUCCAUUCCCAGGUACCGGGAAUUGGUACGGAAUUAGUUGAUAUGUAAUACGUGGACUUGUUUACAUGCAAGUCCACGUAAGACUACUUCCGGGUAAACUUGGCGCUUGACUUCGAUUUGGAAAAAGUAUGUUUAUACGCUUGUUAUCCAUCUUUUUCAUAUAUAUUUUUUUAAAUAAUGUACGUAUCAUUAGAAAAAAAACUUUAUUUUUGGUUUAAAAAAGCAGGUCGUUAUCCAUUUGUUAUGUUUUAAAUGAAAAACCAAAUGAAGGAGUGCUACAUGGCAUACCGCAUGACCAUAGAUCCACAAGGUAGUAUUUAGAGGGCUGCUCACCUUUUCAGGUUUUGUCCUUCUUUAAAUUGUCAACUAAAGAUUUAAAAAAAAAAAGUAUAUUCUCUGUUCAAACAGCCAUCAUCACGCUGUUCUUGCCAAAUUAGCAUGUAAAUGCUAACACUUUGAUUUGUUGACAUCCCAGAUGCAUGAGAGUAGCAGUUAGCUUGUCGUUAGCCGUCACUCAUUCUCUGCUCUUAAAGGGCUCAGAGUGGACCGUCCCGUCCAUACACGUAGUGUAAAUAUAUAAUCACGUAUGUAGACCCUAUAUACAUACAACCAAAUGUACCCCAGUGGUCUUUUUGAUAGCAGGCUGGGGGUGCCAUGUCGGACCUUUUAGUGACCCUUAAAGACUUUUAUUUACCUAAGUAUUGUGGGUGGGCGGGGCUAGCACAGGUCAAUCUAUGCAUCGUAAGUCAAAGUGGGCGCGACCUCGAAGAGUUUGUCCCGUCCCGCCUCUCAGGGUGCCGCAACAGUAGCUGAAACGUCCCAGUCGGACUUCCUGUGUGUUCACGCCAUGACUCGGAGGGAACACGACUGUGGGUCGGGGUUAGUUUUUAUCUCAUCACUCACUUAAAGCCUGAGUGAAGAAUGCACUACCGACCGGAAAAGAAAUAGAUGAUACAUUAUUAUGAUGCUACCUGUUGGUUGUUUGAGCACACUGCAGCUAGACUUGGAUAGUUCCACUCCUUAAUGCACAGGGUGUCAAACUCAAGGCCAAAUCUGGGCCGCAACAUAAUUUUAUAGGGUCCCACCACAUAAUUUUAAUGUGGACCGCCACUUCAUUUUAAUGGUGCCCAUCCUGAAAUUUUUACAUGGAACGCUACAUAAUCUUAAAGUGUCUCGCCACAUCAUUUUAUAGGGCCCGCCCCAAAAUUUUAACAUGACACGCUACAUAAUUUUAAUGUGGCCCGCCACAUCAUUUUAUGAGUUCCGUCAUAUAAUUUCAACAGAACACGCCACAUCAUUCUAAUGUGUCUGGCGACGACAUUUUAUGGGUUCCCGCCCCAAAAUUUUAACAUGACACGCUACAUAAUUUUAAUAUGGCCCGCCACAUCAUUUUAUGAGUUCCGUCAUAUAAUUUCAACAUAACACGCCACAUUAUUCUAAUGUUUCCGGCGACGACAUUUUAUGGGUUCUGCCAUAUAAUUUUUAAUGUGUCCCGCCCGCCACAACAUUUUAUCGUGGACGCCACUUCAUUUUAGUGGUGCCUAUCCUAUAAUUUUUUACAUGGCACGCUACAUAAUUCAAACGUGUCCCGCCACAUCAUUUUAUGGGGCCCUCCCCAAAAUUUAAAAUGACACACCACAUCAUUCUAACACACGUCAUUUUAUGAGUUCCGUCAUGUCGUUUUAACAUGACACGCCACAUCAUUCUAACGUGUCCGGUGAAAUCAUUUUAUGGCUUCUGCCAUAUAAUUUUAAUGUGGGUGGCCCGCCACUUCAUUAUAAUCGUGUUCAUCCUAUAAUUUUUACAUGGCAUGCUACAUAAUUCUAAUGUUUCCGGCCACAUCAUUUUAUGGGUUCCGCCAUAUAAUUUUAAUGUGGCCUGCCACAUCAUUUUAUUGUGGACCACCAUUUCAUUUUAAUGAGUCCCAUCCCAUAAUUUUCAAGUGACACGCCAUAUCGUUUUAUUGAGGCUCGCCAUAUUUUAUUUUGGACCGCCCCAUCAUUCUAAUGUGUCUCGCUACAGCAUUUUAUGGGGUCCGCCAAAUACAUUUUUUGUAGACUACCACAUCAUUUUGAUGUGGCACACCACAUCAUUCUUACGCAUCCUGACACAUCAUUUAUUGGGUUCCGCCACAUCAUUUUAUUGUGGACCGCCACUUCAUUCUUGCGCGUCCCGCCACGUCAUUUAUGUGGCCGACCACCCCAUCAUAAAAAAGCACUUUCUGGCUGAAUAUAUUUGCUAUUUAAAUUUUGUCAUAAAAAUGUUGCACAAGCAAUUCCAUAAGUUCUACACUUUAAUAUUAUCGGGUGUUCCAAACAUUUUUUUGGUUAUCAAAUAUAAACACAUUUCUGGGCCUCCUAGGGCAGCCAUAAUUGUGUGGCCCUGUAUAAAAAUGAGUUUGACACCCCUAUUUUAAUGCUUUAGUUACACAGGAUUCUCACAAGAAUGAGGUAACAACUGACCCAGACCCACCGUUCAUGGCUGAUUAGAAUCUGCUUUGCAUCGUGCCAAAAAGCCUACAAAUAUAUUAUAUUUCAAGUCUGAUGUCAUCACCCCUGACUGUGAUGUGUUUUGUCUCUCCUGGUGAUGACGCCAGCGUACAGCAGACAGGAAGUUCUUACAGGAGUGGAACGUGUCCACACGAUUGGCCUCUUUUGUCUCCCUGUAAAGACAAACAUGUAUGUAAGUACUGUAUGUGUGGCGGCGUCACUGGCGGGACAAAGUGUUUUUUUUUAAACAAAUGUAAUCUAUCGGGAAAUACAACACAGGUGCGGGCUAGCCUGUUAGUUUGUAACGGGUCAGAAUAAUAGUUCUGUAGUCGACCCACUGAGGACCUGCUCCAUGUCUCCAUGGUGAUGAUGAUGAUGACGAUCCUCUUUCGAAAAGAGUGAUGAGGUGAAUGUGGCGCCCUCUAGCGGCAUGCAGCGCCUCUGCGAUUGCAAGCGGACAGACGAGUGGUCAAGUCUGCCGCCACGAUUGUGCAAUAAAACUCAAGUUUAUAUUUGUAAACGUGCGCCUUGUCUUCUCUUCCUGGAGGUCGAAGGUCAAGUUUUUUUUUUUUUGGUAGGAACAAGACACCUAUUCAU
This is a messenger RNA of Entelurus aequoreus (snake pipefish), 9563 nucleotides long. It is a transcript of the gene paqr4a, whose product is annotated as progestin and adipoQ receptor family member IVa. NCBI's taxonomy places the organism in Eukaryota, Metazoa, Chordata, Actinopteri, Syngnathiformes, Syngnathidae. The coding region runs from base 660 to 1586 and encodes 308 amino acids. The record is from RefSeq and is a predicted model, not a curated record. Gene Ontology annotation, molecular function: signaling receptor activity. Gene Ontology annotation, cellular component: membrane. The transcript is spliced from 3 exons.